This is a messenger RNA of Triplophysa rosa, 2928 nucleotides long. RefSeq names its product FAST kinase domains 1 (gene fastkd1). NCBI's taxonomy places the organism in Eukaryota, Metazoa, Chordata, Actinopteri, Cypriniformes, Nemacheilidae. The transcript is spliced from 15 exons. The coding region runs from base 409 to 2910 and encodes 833 amino acids. The record is from RefSeq and is a predicted model, not a curated record. Gene Ontology annotation, molecular function: RNA binding. Gene Ontology annotation, biological process: mitochondrial RNA processing; regulation of mitochondrial mRNA stability. Gene Ontology annotation, cellular component: ribonucleoprotein granule; mitochondrial matrix.
AGAAGUGAAGUGAAGCCAGAAACAAGCAGCCUUGAUGUUUAACAAACUUUUGCUGUUAUUUCUUAUUCACAUGUUUCUGUUAAACGACAUACAUGACUUAAAACAUUGUGCCCACAUGUAUGUGUAAAACAAACGCAAGCCGCAGCGGCUGCUCCUUUCCGCUGAGAAGCGGGAGUCUCCUCUGCGCAUGCGCAUGUGUAACACAUGGGUCUGUGCGGCACAGGUCACUCGUGCUUUGAUAACAGUCUCUCAGGAUUCUGUUUACAAGCGGUGCUGGAUGGCAACUUGUUAAAGGUGCAUCUGUCCUGCUACGUCCAGCAACGUUUCAGUCACCUUAAGCUGAUUUAUUAGGACGCUGGAUAUCUAGUGGAUAUGUGGAGAACAUCCUGACUGUGGCCGUCCUCUGUCAUGUUCAGGCUCCGGUCCUUUGGGGUCCAUUCCCGCAGGCUGUUUCACAGCGGGGCUGUGACCCGGGACCAGGUCCUGGACCAGCUGCAAGUGUGUUCCACCGAGGACCAGGUGUUUGAUGUGGUCGGCCGGAACAAAGCCAAACUCUCGGCCAGUCACGUGGGCUGUGCUGUUGGACUUCUGUGGCAGUUUCAGAGAGAGAGACCACAGAUGCUCCGAACGGUCGAGCUCGUGCGGAACCACCCGCAGUUCCUGACGCUUCGAGUUCUGGCUGAAAACAAGAUCGGUCUCAUGGAUGAUGUCUCGGUGGUGGACAUGCUGUACGAUGUGCUCAGGCUGAAUGUGGAACAACACGACUCUCUCGUUCAGCAGUUGGUGACCGAGGCUUGGAACAGACUCGACAGGUUCCAGAUGCCCACACUUUCAAAAUUUGCCGUCUGUCUGAGUGAUCAGUUUCUCCAGCACAGUCCGCUGAUGGGACAGAUCACGGACAUUGUGAGUCAGAGGCUGAACUCCAUUCAAGACGCCAGAGUGCUCACCACAUUAAUGGUCAGCGUAUCUUCUCUAGUGUCACCACCGUUACGGGACGCUCUGAUCGUAAAAGCCGACGCCCUUCUGGACCGCAUGGACCCGCUUCAUUUCAACAACCCCAGAAGGGUGGUGCAGUUCCUCCGUAACAUCAGACACAUCCACCGGCCGCUGCUGGAGAAAUGUAACCAGAUUCUGCUGCAGAACAUCCCUCAUCUGGACGCAGACCACAUCAGCAUCGUUCUGGGUCUCUAUCAGUCCAUGCAGUUUAAUAACUGUGACUUCCGGCUGGCCGCUAAACGGAGACUGAUGGAGCUGAUGGACACCGGCGCCGACCCGGCCACCUUCACCAAACUCUUCGCUUCUUUAGGACCCAUGGCGGGACAGGGAAUCCGAGAGGGGUUAGAGAGCACUGCGUUGCUAUUGGCUGAUGAGCUGAGCGCCCAUCAGGCUCUUGGCGUGUUGGAGACGAUGGAAGAGAUGCAAUGCAGGAACCUUCAACUGAUCAACAAGUUGGCAGGAAUAAUCUUCAAGAAUCUGGAGACAUAUCGAGCUGUUGAGAUCGCUCGCAUCACGCAGACUCUCAUUCUUCUACACUGCCAAAAUCCUGAGAUCUUCUCCAGAUUGAGAAUCAAACUUCUGCAUUAUCUGCAGGACAGCGUGUACCCUUAUGAGGUGACCAUGCUAACUAGGGUUCUGUCCAUGCUCCCUUCUCCCCGUCUCGAUGAGGGCGUCCUGUCCCGCGUCAGUGCCGUGAUUCCUCAGUGCAACCUCAACGACCUCAACACCUUCGCCAUGGUCGUGGCCAAGUGGAUCCGCAACGACCCGUCGUACCGUCACAACACCCGCAGCAGAUACGUGCGGCUCCUUCAGAGUCUGAACCGCUGCGGACACGAGCGUCUUCAUCAGUUCCACCGGCUGGACGUGCUGCUGGAGGAGGCCAAGUAUUUAUCGGGCGAAUGGUUUGAGGAGAUGCUGCUGGAGGAGUCGAUGGUCACCACGAGGAGACUCAUAGAUCAGAUAUCCUGGACCAAUGUGCCCGAGCUGGCCGUUUAUCUCACCCGGACCAACUACCGCUGUGACACCAUGCUGGACCGCAUCGCUGCUGUGACCGUCGCAAAUAUAGACAAGAUUCAUUAUUCAGCGACGUAUGCCACCCUGUUGCCUUUCGCUGUUCUGAACUAUGACCCACCAACAGCAGAAGAGUUUUUCCAUGUCUGUGUUCAACAUUUCACUCCGUAUAUUAGUUCAUUUGAUCCACAUCUGCUGGUUCUUCUGGCUUAUGCUUUGGCCAUGGCCGAUUACUUCCCAGAGGAUGUGAUCCGCGAGAUCUUCACUGUGGACUUUCUUGCCAAGUUGGAUGCCCAGCUGGAGACUCUGCCGGAUGCUCUGAACAUGCGUGUGCGUCUCCGUCUGAUGGAGCUGAAUCGAGCCGUGUGUCUGGAGUGUCCCGAGUUUCAGGUGCCUUGGUUUCACGAGCGCUACUGUGCACAACUGCAGAAGAGAGUCAACAGCUCUGUGAGUGCAGCUCAGCAGCAGAUUCAUAAGAUGCUCGGUGAGGUGCUGGGCUCCAUCGGCUGUGCCCGGGUGGGAGUCUUGACGCCGUAUUUUUAUUCUGUUGAUUUUGAAUUCGUCCUGGACCGUCACCUUCAGCCGAUUCCGUACAGCGAGCCGUCUCCGCUGCACAUCAGUGAGAACGGAAAAGUGAGAUGGGAAUCUAAAUCUGCAGACAGAGAGAGAGCGGAGCUGCCGCCCGGUGCUCGCCGAGUUGCCUUGGAUUUCCUCGACUCCAAAUCCUUCUGCAGAACUUCUCGACAAAUGAAAGGCGAGGCCAUGAUGAGAAAGAGACAUCUGGAGAUUUUAGGAUAUCAUGUGUUGCAGAUUCCUCACUUUGAAUGGAAUUCAAUGGAGCUCUCCACACCAGACGCAUGGAGAGAUUAUUUGAGGAAGAAAAUCUUCAGUGAAUUACCAUGAGACCUUAUAUAAGACACG